GAAAUUAAGUUAAGCAUCGGAUCCUAAUUAGGCGUUUUAAGAGCCGCCUCUUGCAAGACACGUGUGGCAACCAGAGAGUAUUGCGUUUAACUCCAUCUCUCUCUCUCUCGACGGUUCAAUGACCGAUUGAUUUCUCUGUUGAUCUUCUGAUUCAACACUCCGGCUCUCUCUGUUGCUCUCAACGAUGAUGAAUCACUGCCUCUCACCGGCGGUGUUGAGAGUGUUCGCGGUGGUAACGACGGCGCCGAGAGACAUGACGGCGAGGGAGACGACGGGGAAAUAGAUAGAGUUGGGAGAGAGGAUGAGGACGACGUGGUCAGUGGCGGCGUCGAUGAAGGCGGUGGUGCCGCGGUGAGGCUGAGAGGAGAUUAAAGUGGUGAUAUUAAGUGUAGGGUGUGCCGGGAGAGGCAAUGGGUUGCAGAAACCACUUCUGGAAUCAAUGAGAGUUAAUGUUUUUUAGUUCCUCUGUCUCUUAACAAACAGCUUCAGGAAAUGAUGUUGAUGAGCCUUGAAAAUAAGCUUUUUGACAACAUGGAGAUCGUUUUUAAUGUGUACCUAAAGAUGAGCUUGCUGAAGUAUUACAAGUCAUUGAGCCUUCUAAAAACAAGGUACGUCUCUGCUGUAGAACACAUCUCUUUUAAUUAGACAACAUUGUUGGUGCAAAAAUGUGAUUUCAUAUACUAAUAUGCAUUAUUUUCAUGUUGGUGUUUGGUAUGCAACGAUCAAUACCUAGACUCUAAUCAAUCAAAGAAGUGUUUUCAAAUCUUAUAACAUGAAGCUUACAUAAAUAUACAAAACUACCUAAUUUCUUGAGAGACAUUUGCUUAUAAUCAAUCAUAGAACUGACUUAUGUUGUAGUCUCAUCUCUCUUGGUCUCUUCUUGUUGCUGGUGACAAGCCGUUCUUUCUCUGCUCCUCUUUUGCCUUUAUGUGUUUUUCUAUCACUUAUUAGACCACUUCCCCGCCCUUGGCUGAGAAGUCUACUAGCUUUGGUCCUUCAAUGGUGAAUGGGUUCAUAUUUAUGUUUAAUAAAAAAAAUUUCUUAAGAACCCUUAAUUUAAGAACCUACCAUUGGAGCAAUUAAACUAAACUUUUCUUAACAAAAGUUCUUAAUCUACAUUUAUUACUAAAAUAUUCAUUAAGAAUCUCUAAUGGGGUUCCAUGGUUAAUCAUGCUCUUAAGUGGGCAACAAAGAUUCACAUAACAUCAGCUUUAAGCUUUGAGUAGAUGACAACUACUGGAAUGGUAGAACAGUUUUGGUUGUUACUCUUUGAUCUACUCAAAGCUGGUGUUAGGUGCAUGGGCAUUUCAAUGAGAGAUUAAAAGGAAAAUAUUUAUUGACUGGUGCAGUCCAGAAGAUUGAAGCAAUGAAGUUAAAGAGUGACCACUUUAACUAACAUCUAUACUAUUAAUCUAUACUAUUAAAAUUAAAGUACAGUUUUUAACUCUUUUUUUUUCAAUAUUUACAAGUAUGUCAUUGCUAUUUAAAUUUAAUAUUUUUAUAUUGAAUAUUUCCAAUUGUAAAUAUUUAUAUUUACCUAUAAUUAAGGGAACUACUUAUAUCUACCUAUAAUUUAGGAAACUAUAAGUGAUACAAAUUAUUAUUUUAUUCCUUAGUUACUCAGUUUCUAAUAUUAUAACCAAACCAAUAUUCAAUCGAAUAAAAUAGUACACUUCACAUAAAACCAUUUACACAUUAUCUAUACUUAUCGUGUUUGUGUGAGUCCACUAUGCCUUUUCAAAAUGUAUAACAAAUUUAUUUCAAUAUAUUAAACAUUCCGAAAUUGCCUAAGAUUAUAUAUAUAUAUAUAUAUAAUAUAUAAUAUUAUAUUCAUAUUUAUUGCUUUUGUUCGAAAAUAAUAUAACUGUUUGUUAUAUGUUGUAUAUUUUGGAUAUAUCAGUUUUGAAAUUUUGGAAACUUAACAAAAUAAUCUAGCAAAAUUCGAGAAUAUAUCUAUAUAUUCUCAUUAAUUACUAAAUAUUUCAGUUAUGUAUUAAAUGAAUCUAUCAAUAUUUCCAUUAUCAUUCACACUAAUAUAUUUCUAACAAUUUGAGAAUAUACCUAAUAUUCUCAUAAUACGUUAAAUUAAAUCUAUAAAUUUUUUUAUUGAUAUCAACAUUUUCAGAAUUCUCAAGAUAUUUUGUCGAGAUGCAUCUUUAAAACAAAAAAACAUAGAUAUUAUAUUUUAGAUUACAAUCACAUGCUUUGGCACGGUUUAGAACCUAAAAACAAACUAUAAAUAAAAUGUUUAUAGUUUUUGUUGAAAUUUACUCUUUACAAGCUUUAAAGCUAAAUAUUUAUCAUUGUUAAACAAGGUUUCAAUUUUUAUGUUUAUGGUUUUUGUUGGGAAUCUUCAACUUGUCAAGCUAUCCUUUGUACAUGAGAGUCUGCCUAAUUUAGCAUCCACCAUAAUAUUUUUGGAACGGGCCAAAAAUAUCACACAUAUUUUAAAAGUAAUAAAAAAUGAGGAUAAUUUUGUAUUGCUAGGUGAGAUUCGAGAACAUGGUUGACGACCACAAGAAAACGUAUCAUGUAAUUUUUGUUCUCGUGAUGUAAUAACAGUAUUUCUUCUAUUUUUGGAUUAGUUUUGGAUUUAACUAAAUAACCAAGAUUUUAGUCUUUGAUCCGUUGCGUAAUGAUCGGAUCAGAAAAGGUUUAGUAACUGUUUCUCAAACAAAAUCAGCCAGAAAAAGUCGAUUAGAUUCAAAUUAUAACCAACGUCGACGUGUGUGUUGUGUAUAUAAAUACAUGUGGAAAUCUAUUACAAAUUCACACAACAUUCGAACACAAGAUAAAAGAAACCAUCUUACAAGAACUACAUACGUUCUUUCAAAGCUCUUUGUUUUUCAAAAUGGAGAUUGUUAGAUUCACCGUCGCCGUCUUCUUUGUACUUUACUCCGUAUCAUCAUCUAACGCCGCAACUGCACCACCGAGCGGUGGAGGCGGCGGAGGAGGAGAUGCUCAGGCAAUGCCGUGUAUACAGAAACUUAUGCCGUGUCAGCCGUUUCUCCACUCGGUGAUUCCACCACCGCCUCCAUCGUGUUGCCUGCCGAUGAAAGAGAUCGUCGCCAACGACGCGACGUGUCUUUGCUCCGUGUUUAACAACGUGGAUAUGCUCAAAUCGCUUAACCUCACUAAAGACAACGCUCUUGAUCUCCCUAAAGCUUGUGGCGCCAACCCUGACAUCUCACUAUGCAAAGCCAGCCCCGCGGGUGGUACUACUACGAAUUCGACGUCGCCGGCAACUCCCAAAACUCCUCCGGCGUCUUCCACUGGAAGCGGUUCCACCGGAGCAUCAGCUUCUUCAACGUCAACACCGACAAGCUCUGCCCCCGCCAUCAACUUCGCCGGACUCAGCUUCGCAUCGACUAUCGUGGCAUUGGCAGCAACCUUCUUCUGAUCUACUAUUUACAUUACGUAUUUAUUCAUUAUUAGAUAGGUUUAAUUUGUUUGAAAUUAUGUUUGGUAACUGAUUAAUAUAUGUAUUGAAAAAAUUCUAAUAAUAUUUCUAAUUUUCAACA
This is a messenger RNA of Brassica napus (rape), 3521 nucleotides long. Its product is annotated as non-specific lipid transfer protein GPI-anchored 3-like. Lineage: Eukaryota; Viridiplantae; Streptophyta; Magnoliopsida; Brassicales; Brassicaceae. The coding region runs from base 2852 to 3400 and encodes 182 amino acids. The transcript is spliced from 4 exons. The record is from RefSeq and is a predicted model, not a curated record.